Messenger RNA from Pleurotus ostreatus (oyster mushroom), 1182 nucleotides. RefSeq lists its product as uncharacterized. Gene Ontology annotation, molecular function: phosphatidate phosphatase activity. Gene Ontology annotation, biological process: phospholipid metabolic process. The coding region runs from base 1 to 1182 and encodes 393 amino acids. NCBI's taxonomy places the organism in Eukaryota, Fungi, Basidiomycota, Agaricomycetes, Agaricales, Pleurotaceae. The transcript is spliced from 4 exons. The record is from RefSeq and is a predicted model, not a curated record.
AUGCCAUUUGGUCGUCGCCACCGCGAAGAGAAACUUGCGAAAGGUGCCCCACGCGCCUCAGGCGCGUACCCAGAUGGGCAUGUCCCGUUGGGCACGUGGCUCAGACUCCAUGGUGUCGACAUUAUAACGAUGGCCCUUAUGGCGCCGGCGCCAAGUAGAUCAUUCCCAGUUUACUUCGCGGAUGGACAAGUGGUGUACCCACAGUUCGCAUACCCCCUCCGCAAGGAGAUCAUUCCCAUAUGGGCCGCCGCCCUAAUUGCAUUCUUCGUUCCAUUUUUCUUCAUCUGCCUGUUCCAAGCCCGCCGCAGAAGCAUGAACGAUCUCCUCACCACGACAAUGGGCGUGCUAAAAAGUCUCAUCACGGCUGCUGUAUUUCAGGUCUUCAUUAAAUGGUUAAUUGGUGGCCUCCGUCCCCACUUCUACGCCGUAUGCCGACCCUCAGUACCAGCCGGUGCAGCUCCCUCCGGCAAUGGUUUCAGCUCUCUCAUGUACGAUAGAAGAAUUUGCACCGGUGACAAAAAGCAAAUCAAUGAUGCCCUCGAAUCUAUGCCAUCUGGUCAUUCAACGGCAGCCUUCGCGGGUCUCAUCUUCUUGUCGCUCUACCUGAACGCGCAACUCAAGGUGAUGAGCGCGCAUAAUCCGGCGUAUUGGAAGAUGGUUCUGUUCUUUGCCCCCAUACUAGGCGCGGUACUCAUCGCUGGAGCUCUGACAAUUGACGAAUUCCACAACUGGUACGACGUUGUUGCAGGAGGCAUAAUUGGGUCCAUCACUGCCUACAUUGCUUUCCGUCAAACCUUUGCCGCUGUGUUUGACUUCAGAUUCAACCAUCUUCUUCUACCGCGUAGUUCCUCCAUUUUCCACCACACACCAUUCAUCGCCAGCGGGUCAUCAAGUCCAUUCUUCACCUAUCGCGAUGGUGCAGGGAUGGGCUUGGCGGGAGACCAGUUGAGUGGAGAGCACUUGCCAUUCACUAGGGAAGGUGGGUGGGGAUGGGGCGAAGAAGCGUACGCUGGCGCGCCAUUCGACGCCUCGGGCCUCAACAACGGGUCCGCCGGUCUUGGUGGGGGAUAUGGCGGAAAUAAUGCACCCCCCCGAACAGGUCACGGAGGCAAUCUUGGAAGGGCUGAGGCAGGUGUUGCACAACCACAUAACGGCCUCGCAGCUUCGGGAACGAUAACUUAG